AUGGCAGCCACGACGGCACCGACACCGCCCGUCAUGACUCCGACUGCAAGUCCGAAUCGUCUUCGAAAGCACAUCUCCCCCGAGCGGCUUACUUUGGGCGACGAGGCGGGCCGUAAACCGGUGUCGGCAAGAAUUCGGGACGCUCCCGCUUCUCCUGUCAGGGUGAACUUUCAAGCCGAGAACUGGGCCCAGCCAUCCAAUGCGAACAUUGAACUGGCGCAACCCUACCAAGCAGAGUUUUCAAAUGUCGAUCGUUCCCGAGACCUCAACGCCCCUACCCCUCCUUCGCACACCUCGGCCUACGGUCAGGCUGGACGACAAAUGCAAAGCCAUGAAAGGACGCAGCUGCCUCCCCUCAAAACGUCGAACACCUACACUUCCGAACCCGACUAUCUGAGUCCAGCGAGCUCUCUUACACCCAACCAAAGUGGCCACGAUCAAGGCUACAAGCCGAAGCGCGGGGCCCAAGGGCCAGACAGCUUCAGCGCUCACAGCGCAUCAAGAAUUCAAGAUGGCAACCGCCACAGUAGGGAGUCGGACACCACCACCUCAAGCAACACCCAACAGCAAGCAUCGGCACAGUCUUCUGCAACAACGAGCGCAAGUUCUAUCUCUGGUAUCAACGAGUCAUCCGAAUACAAAGAUGAGUCUCCCGAGAGCUCGAUAAUGGAGGGCAACAUGCCAGAGAACAACUCUGUCCCCAUGUUCCAAUACUACCACCAUCAAGAGUAUCCUCCCCAACGCGUCUCGAGUGUUCCUCAUGAGCUUGACGCUCGUCGUUCCUCUUCGAACCCAAGUCUCAACGCUGAUGGAACCCCUGUGAAUCGUCACCUGACACCCACCGGGUUUGCCAGAAGGACUUCCAUGCCGCGUCCUUCAUCGGCUUACUCUGCCAUUUCAGACUAUGCCCCCAGAGGGCGAUCCCCGAAUUUGACGCCUGGAGGGUCACAUAUGCGGACGCCGUCAGGCACUCGCAGGUCCCCAGAAACGAGGCCAGCUUCAUACGCAGAGCUGUUGAACGUGCCGUACCCGCAGCCAGCUCCUGCCCCGAUAAGCUUCGACAACAACCAAUUGCGCAAUGCCGUUGGCAACAACGCUUCGCUCCUCGGAGCUCAAAAGACGCUGGAAAUGUACCGCCAGAACGUCAAGAAAACCAACGACUUCUCCAUCCAAUACUCGUUUGCGGUCUUCCUGAUAUCCACCGCUCAAGAGCAGGGUCUGGACCCCAGUGAGCCAGCACCGCGCAAGGGAAAUUCCAGCCCCAAAAGUUCCCCCUCGUCAACUCCCUAUGACCUCUUGCGAGAGGCAAAGGGUAUAUUACAGAAGCUGGCCAGUGGUGGAUAUCCCUUUGCCCAAUACUACCUCGCAGAUGGAUACGCCUCUGGCCUCUUUAGCAAAGGAAAGGAGGACUAUAACCAAGCAUUCCCCCUCUUCGUUCUCGCCGCGAAGCAUGGCCAUGCUGAGUCUGCUUACCGCACGGCGCUGUGCUACGAGUUUGGCUGGGGUUGCCGCAAAGACCCUGCUAAGGCUGUCCAGUUCCUCCGCAUGUCCGCGUCGAAGCGUCACCCGGGUGCAAUGUCUCGCCUUGGCAAGGCUUGUCUUUCAGGCGAUCUGGGCGAGAAGCGAUACCGUGAAGGUAUCAAGUGGAUGAAGCUCGCAGCAGAGGCCGCCGAUGCCGUCUACAGCGCAGCUCCGUACCAGCUGGCUUGCUUGUACGAGACGGGGUAUGGCGAUGACAUUUUCAAGGAUGAGGUUUACGCGGCUGAGCUCUUCACUGCCGCGGCAGAACUUGGCCAUCCAGAGGCCAACUUCCGCAUGGGCGAGGCCUACGAACAUGGGAAGCUCAGCUGUCCUCGCGACCCCGCGCUCAGCGUCCACUUCUACACUGGCGCUGCCGAGCGAGGACAUGCAGGCGCCAUGAUGGGUCUCUGCGCAUGGUACAUGGUCGGUGCUGAACCGAUCUUGGAGAAGGAUGAGGAGGAAGCUUACGAGUGGGCUCGCCGUUCGGCCGAGAUGGGUAUGUCGGGAACCAUCUUCAAAGCAGUGACUGAGCGAGGCGACGAGGCUAACCGUUACUGUUUAGGAUACGUAAAGGCGCAGUACGCAGUGGGCUAUUUCACAGAGAUGGGAAUUGGCUGUCGGCGCGACAUCCUUGAGGCCAACGUCUGGUACGUCAAGGCUGCCGAUGCAGGCGAUGAGCGCGCGAAGCAGCGUUUAGCAAUUAUUCAAGCGGCUGUCAGCGGCGGCACCCCAAUGGAAGUCGCCCCUCCUCGGAGUGGAAAGAUUAAAAAGAGCGGCGAAGACAAGGAUAAGGAUUGCAUUGUGAUGUGA
Colletotrichum orchidophilum is the source of this 2331-nucleotide messenger RNA. RefSeq lists its product as uncharacterized. Gene Ontology annotation, molecular function: protein binding. The record is from RefSeq and is a predicted model, not a curated record. The transcript has a single exon. Bases 1 to 2331 code for a protein of 776 amino acids. NCBI's taxonomy places the organism in Eukaryota, Fungi, Ascomycota, Sordariomycetes, Glomerellales, Glomerellaceae.